AGCUUGCUGACCCGAGCGCGUCGCGGGAAGAAUCGGUGGUCUCGGGAUAAUCUCCGGGUAUUCCCGGGAUCAUCGGGAUAGGCCGGCACUCCAGCGAGUCCGCAGCUGUCGACAGUCCAUCAGCCCAACUACAUGCCCCCCGUCUACACGAGUCACCCAUCAACGCCACGGGCAGCGGUUCUAUCCCUUGCUCAAGCGGUCGAGAGCCUAUCUGCUGGGACGCCUCGGGUCAUCGACGACAUGGUGCGACGUGCGUGGUGACACCUCCCUCCGAGCGGCUUUCCUGGUGUUCCGGGAUCUCUCUGCGAUAGACUGCUUGGUCGACCCUUCUUCGGCUAUUGGCCCCUCACAUCCCACUCUCAUGUCCCUCUCCGGACCUCAAUGUCUGUCACGCGCUGGGCUCCGCGUGACCCCGUCGUUGAGCUCUGUACGACGCAGUCUCCUCUCACGUGGACCUCUUUCCAGGCUGGCACUAACUCUGCCGACGUCAGCUGCCCCAAACUCUAUAGCCAGAAUAUCGGCUGCCAUGGUCCGUGCUGGCAGAAUGGCUGAUGUGGGGUUGUCCUGUCCUUCAUUUCGCACUGCAAUUCGCUUGGGGCCGCUCAAAGCUCGCGGCUUUGGAACCCUGAACAAGUCGAUAACCUCCUCACCCUUUUGCUGCAGCUUCGACCGACAGCCGCGGCACACUAUCACUGGUAUCAUCUCGGGUGCAAUCUUGGCUUGUCCCCAGCACGCCCAGUGUCAGGGCUGGACCGCCUAUUGGCUGCAGUACGUGCUCUAUAGCAUCCGCUUGUUUGUCCCUCCCCCAGUGUGUCCACGAGCAAUCGCGAUUCCAGUCAGUCGUGCCACUGAUCCACGCCUCGGCGCGCGCGGGCAACUGGGAUCUGCCCGGUGUCUUUCAGACCGUUUCGGCUACUUACCCACGGACGGCCUGCCACGGUGGACAUUCUGUUAUCGUCGCAGAAAAGAAGCCGGCGUGGAUUUGCAGAUGCGCGGAGGGUGGACCGCAGACUGCGAGGAUUGUCCCCGAUUUCUGCGGCUGCCGCAGGAAUCGAAGCGAGAAACAGACUCGUAGCUUUCAACAAUGUGUACUGAUAAGACUCUGCGGUGACGUACCGGCAUAACUAGAGCAUUCCGUUGUGAUUGCACGUACCUUACAAAACACUACGUAUUAGCCUUUGGUGCUGCACCCAUUUCCGAUAUCUAGG
Messenger RNA from Mycena citricolor, 1208 nucleotides. The record is from the annotation of a GenBank genome assembly. NCBI's taxonomy places the organism in Eukaryota, Fungi, Basidiomycota, Agaricomycetes, Agaricales, Mycenaceae.